UUGUUUAUGUAAGUAUUGUUGAUAGUGGAGUUGCUGAUAAUAAAUUUAAAGCAGAUAAAAUUCCUCUAUGUGUUUCAUGUUUCAAGUUCUCUCUAAAUAUUAAAAAUAAUUUAAAAAUUCAAAAUGAUAAUAUUUAUUUUAGUACUCAAUAUUAUACAUAUA
This is a messenger RNA of Racocetra persica, 162 nucleotides long. The record is from the annotation of a GenBank genome assembly. Lineage: Eukaryota; Fungi; Glomeromycota; Glomeromycetes; Diversisporales; Gigasporaceae.